ACGAGUCUGAUUGAAUUCAUUUCCGAUUGGAAGCGAAUCUUGCGUGAAAACUAACCGCUGCAAAUCUCUGCGUCCUCCGCUGUCCUUUUCUUCUUUUUCUCAAGCUAUUUAUGCUCCCAUUCGACUCUCUUACCCGGUGGAGAGUUCAUUAUUAUUCUCAAUCCAAAUGGCGGCAGCAGCUUUUGCUUUCUCUUCACUCUCUUUCCGUCAGCCUGUAAUUCCUUCUUCAUUAACUCGUCCACCGCUAUCGCCAAUUUACCAUCUUCGAGAAGGCAGCUGCUUUGUUUCGGCAACAGAAAUUGACUGUGCCAAUCAGAUGAGCGCAAACAGAUGCGGAAGUAGAAGUAGCAGCAGUAAAAGUACCACUCUGGUUACUGCCCUUUCUAGUGUUAGCGAAAACUCGUCUCCACCCAUAACUGCAAUUAAUGAGUUGAUUGAGUGUCUGAUUAAUCGGGUGGAUUUGUCGGAAUCCGAGGCUGAAGCAUCGCUUGAUUUUUUAUUAAAUGAUGCCAACGAGGCGUUGAUCGGUGCCUUCCUUGUCUUGCUGAGAGCCAAAGGGGAGACUUAUGAAGAAGUUGUGGGAUUGGCAAGGGCGAUGAUUAAGCAUGCUAGAAAAGUUGAAGGGAUAGUUGAUGCAGUGGACAUUGUUGGAACUGGUGGGGAUGGAGCAAAUACCGUUAAAAUUUCUACGGGGGCAUCAAUACUUGCGGCUGCUUGUGGUGGCAAAGUUGCCAAGCAAGGGAAUCGAUCGAGUUCUUCUGCAUGUGGAAGUGCUGAUGUAUUGGAAACGUUGGGGGUAGUAAUUGACCUGGACCCAGAGGGGGUAUCAAGGUGUGUGAAUGAAGCAGGAAUUGGUUUUAUGAUGUCUCCAAAGUACCAUCCUGCAAUGAAGAUUGUAAGCCCAGUGAGGAAAAAACUAAAAGUAAAGACAGUUUUCAAUAUAUUGGGCCCUAUGUUGAAUCCUGCUCGUGUACCUUUUGGUGUUGUUGGAGUAUACAAAGGAGACUUAGUAUACAAAAUGGCUAAAGCAUUGCAACGAUUUGGGAUGAAGAGAGCGUUAGUUGUUCACUCAGAGGGCUUAGAUGAAAUGAGCCCCCUUGGACCUGGUAUAGUCCUUGACAUCACUCAAGAAAAGAUUGAGAAAUUCUCAUUUGAUCCAUUGGAAUUUGGCAUUCAUCGUUGCACUUUAGACAGCUUGCGAGGUGGAGGCCCAGAUUACAAUGCAGAAACACUAAAACGAGUAUUAUCAGGGGAGAAAGGGUCCAUUGCUGAUGCACUUAUCCUAAAUGCAGCAGCAGCUCUCUUGGUAAGUGGCCGUGUGAACAGUUUAGCAGAAGGGGUAGCUUUGGCUCGCGAGACACAAUUGUCAGGAAAAGCUAUGAAAACGCUUAAUUUGUGGAUAAAAAUUUCAAAAGAGCAGAAGGCGAAAGAGGAAAUGCUUGUCCAGACUACCGAAUAAUGAUUGGCGCAUCUAAUGCAAUAUGAUCUCGAAAGUUCAUCCAAACCAUAAAAGAGAGAGGGAGAGAAAUACUAAAAAAAAAUGUAGUAUGCUGGAUAUGAAUAUAAUUUUGCAGUCUCUCCUUUUUUAAGCCGGGAAAAUUGCAAUAUUCGUGAGUAGAAAGAGAACAAAAACAUAGCAGGAAAAACCAUUUUAACUAUACAUUCAACUAUGAACUAUCCAUAUUUUGUAUCAACGUUAAAAGACACCAUUUAGUUUGGUCCAUAAGGAGACUCAUUUUAUUCUAA
Messenger RNA from Hevea brasiliensis (rubber tree), 1746 nucleotides. Its product is annotated as anthranilate phosphoribosyltransferase, chloroplastic. Bases 167 to 1459 code for a protein of 430 amino acids. Lineage: Eukaryota; Viridiplantae; Streptophyta; Magnoliopsida; Malpighiales; Euphorbiaceae. Gene Ontology annotation, molecular function: anthranilate phosphoribosyltransferase activity. The transcript has 10 exons. Gene Ontology annotation, biological process: L-tryptophan biosynthetic process. The record is from RefSeq and is a predicted model, not a curated record. Gene Ontology annotation, cellular component: cytosol.